Messenger RNA from Mesorhabditis belari, 519 nucleotides. The record is from the annotation of a GenBank genome assembly. NCBI's taxonomy places the organism in Eukaryota, Metazoa, Nematoda, Chromadorea, Rhabditida, Rhabditidae.
AUGCGCGUGAUCAGCGGGAGCCCAGGAAAAGUGCCCGAGUCGAGUCCACAACGAGUGAUCCUUGUCUCAUCGGAUCCACACCAGCGCCUCCCCCAAGCAAUCCUUCACUCAUCCGAUCCACAUCCGAAUGCACCCCAUCCAAUCCUUGUCGUCUCUGAUCCACACAAGACACUUCCACAGCCAAUUCUUGUCGGAGGGCCAGGCCCCGUUCUUCCACCCGGAUCUCGUUUGACUCCCCGAUUCCCCCAACUCUCACUUCCAGGAAGAGUUUUUGUCAUCGAAGAUUCAUUGGCAUCAAAGAAUCCAAAACUUAGAGUGAAGAUUGCUGGAGUUGUUGGAAAUGAAAAGGAGAAUCAGAAGCUAAUCCGAAUUUCUCAACCUCUACCCGACUCAAAAGUCAACAAAACGAAAUCAACCUCACACUUAAACGAUCUCGCUCAAAGUACGGAGACGGUGGCGAAGAAAUCGGGACGCGAAAUGAAGGUCACACUUCUUGAAGACUCCUCAGAAGAGACAGAU